AUGAUGGGUAGUCCUCUGGAUGAUAAGCCCGCCUCCAAUGCUGAUCACGAAGCUUCACCCGGGCCAUCAAAACCCAAAUGCACGGAUGUGUUCCAAUUUACUCGCGCUGAGCCCUGGGCUAUCAACACAGGCAACUGGUGCUUAUUCUCGUCCGAGCCCAAACUAUGCUUCCAAAUAAACCAAGGUUCCUCCUGGAAGGGCGGCUUUAUGUUCCCGACAUAUAACAUCUGGAGUCCCCCAUACUUCGGAAUCUCGCUACCACUGCCAAACCCAACUCAAGACACGUGGACCAUUCCGGAUCUUGGAGAUAUAGCUCUAUCAGACCGAAGUCCAUCGAACAAGAGAAGGUCGUAUAAGCUGAACUGCAACAACCUUAUCGUGACUAGUUACGAAGACGAUACAGCAUCCCUAAAGGCUAGAGACACUGGGUCAAUUCCGUUCGAAACAGAGAACGUCGUCGGUGGUAUUGACGUUGACUAUCCCAGUUUCCUGCACUGCAGAUGUUGCUUCCGAUAUCGAGGAUGGGUAACCCUGGCCAACGGCGAACGCUGGCGAUUUGACGAAAUCGACCAGUCAUAUUACCAGUUCCAGCGCAUGGCCAAGCGCGUCGUGCAUGAUCGGAAGUUCCCAAAGGUGUAUCCUAAGACGCUCCAAUGGGAGAGUUAUAGCGACUGGAAGUCGGGAUAUGGAGAUGCACCGGCAGAUGUGCCGUUCAUUUUGGACAAGGAUACGCGUCUCUGUCGGGUCAACCCGGACUGGCACGGGCAACGGCACUGGGACGCUUCUAAGCUUGUAUCUCCCGUCAUUGCUGUCAUGAGCCGAGAGGGCCUUAUCUUUAUCAAUGAGUUGAAGGAGGCUAAUGAGAUUGAGACUGCUAAUCUUCGAGAAUUGGUUCUGAUGACGGGCCUCACCAUUGCGAAAUUUGAACGCCCUACAUUAGAAAAAUGA
Penicillium odoratum is the source of this 948-nucleotide messenger RNA. RefSeq lists its product as uncharacterized. Lineage: Eukaryota; Fungi; Ascomycota; Eurotiomycetes; Eurotiales; Aspergillaceae. Bases 1 to 948 code for a protein of 315 amino acids. The transcript is spliced from 2 exons. The record is from RefSeq and is a predicted model, not a curated record.